Messenger RNA from Teleopsis dalmanni, 834 nucleotides. Its product is annotated as seminal metalloprotease 1-like. The transcript has 2 exons. The record is from RefSeq and is a predicted model, not a curated record. Gene Ontology annotation, biological process: proteolysis. Gene Ontology annotation, molecular function: metalloendopeptidase activity; zinc ion binding. The coding region runs from base 16 to 834 and encodes 272 amino acids. NCBI's taxonomy places the organism in Eukaryota, Metazoa, Arthropoda, Insecta, Diptera, Diopsidae.
UCAUUAAGGAAUACGAUGGCAAACCGCGUAGACAUGUACGUAACUGCUUUGGUCGUUUUAAGCAUUGGCGUUCUUACAAUAAACUUUGCACAUGGCAUACCAGUAGCGUCGAGAUCUAAUGCAAUUGAAUAUGAUCCCGAAGAAGCUGCCGGUAUGGUCGAAGGUGACAUGAUGCUCACCGAUGAACAAAUUUUGUUUCUACACAGUCCAAUAAGGGGCCGCAAUGGCCUCAUAGCCGAAACAAAACGUUGGCCGAAUCGUUUGGUUUACUAUAAAAUAAUCGGUAACUUCGAUGCGGCACAUCGAAAUGCUAUAUUGAGUGGUAUUCGAACACUGGAAGCACGCACUUGUCUUCGCUUCCAAGAAGCUGACGCCACUCAAAAAGCUUACGUAGCAAUUGAUUCUCAGAUUGGCGGAUGCUAUACCGCAGUGGGUUAUUUGGGUAAGGUGCAAACGAUGAACUUAGAAGUUUAUCCUAUUGGCGAGGGUUGUUUCCGACCGGGCACAAUUCUACAUGAAUUCAUGCAUGCACUUGGCUUCUAUCAUCAACAGAGUGCCUCUGAUCGUGAUAAUUACAUAGACGUUCUUUACGACAAUAUUGUCGAUGGCAAAGAAUUCAAUUUCAAGAGAUACACUGAUGACGUUAUUACAGACUUUGACGUGGGCUAUGAUUACGACAGUUGUCUGCACUAUCGUCCUGGUGCAUUUUCGAAAAAUGGUGAGGAUACGAUAGUACCUAAAGAUAGUACUGCUACUAUUGGUCAACGUCUGGGUUUAAGCAAAAAGGAUAUAGAUAAAAUAAAUAUUAUGUAUAAGUGUCCGAUAGAAAUUUAA